Molecule: messenger RNA, 523 nt
Organism: Physella acuta
Lineage: Eukaryota; Metazoa; Mollusca; Gastropoda; Physidae
Source: RefSeq, a predicted model, not a curated record
CACAACAAUGUCCAGUAUCAUAUCAAAUGUCCUGCUCCCAUUCGUCCUUGCCCUUCUCCUUAUCCACGUGUUGACUACAGCUAGCAAUGUCAAGGUCAUGUCCAUCAAUCCAAUGCACGUGAAAGAGGACAACGACAGUGGAACAGCACUCAACUGCGGUCAUGAAGACAUUAACAUCACCUGGUGGCCGAGAGAUUUUUGUACGGGCAUGACAUUCCGUUUUCAUUACAGAGUUCCGUACUACACGAACGGCGGCUUCGUUAAUGCAAGCCUCCACUACCACACCGACCCCAACCCUAUCCUGAGAUACGCGGACGACUUCGACUGUGAAAUGAUGCAACAAGUUGGCCUACAAUGCCCUCUCCACAAUAAGUUUGUUGUAACGUUGACGAAAACAGUCAAGGACGAAAGACGUCUCAGCGCUUACAACGGAUCCUACGAUAUUCUCAUCCAAGUCUGGAACCAGGACAACAAACCAAUGCUAUGUGUCAACAUCAGCCUAGUUAUACUUGACUGCCACUAA